Baudoinia panamericana UAMH 10762 is the source of this 1787-nucleotide messenger RNA. RefSeq lists its product as uncharacterized. NCBI's taxonomy places the organism in Eukaryota, Fungi, Ascomycota, Dothideomycetes, Mycosphaerellales, Teratosphaeriaceae. The transcript is spliced from 2 exons. Bases 479 to 1303 code for a protein of 274 amino acids. The record is from RefSeq and is a predicted model, not a curated record.
UUGAACCCCACUGCAGAUAAAAGGCUUCCCAUCCGCACUCCAACCGAGCAGCACCUGGAUCGGCAGCUGAAUCAGCUGGGCAGACGGAACCUCAAAGGCUGUACAAAGAAGCGCAGAGGACGAGUCAAGAUUCCCUGUGUCUCCCGUUAUCAGCAAACAAGCCAGCCCUUUCUGGAACCGCGGGGACGUACUGUACCUACAUCAAGUACUGCUUUUAGCAUUGUCUUCUGCAUCAACACAUCAAGUCUUGUCAAUGUCAUCCAGCUUCACUGCGCAGAGCCUCAUUCGACCUACCAACCACCACUCGCUCGCCGACGCAGCCAUUGUCACAAUGGCUGCAUAGACGUCAGCGGAUCAUCCGCAAUGGCCGGUGGCUUCGUCAAGGUCGCGUGCCCAACAACUACUUCCUCGUUUGUAGCACUGUAAGAGCUUGUCUAUUCUUUGAAUACCUAUUGAAUACCGCUCUUCCUACGUAACGAUGCCGCCACGGAAGAAGAACGAUUCCGUAGCCACCAGCGUCGCCACCUCGGCCGACUCAAGCGCCUACCCAAGCAGAUCGUCCUCACCAUCACCCAAGCAGUCCUUUCGCUUCUUCGAUCUGCCCGCGGAGCUGCGCUUGCAGAUACUAGAACAUGUGCUUCACAUCGGCAAGCCGCUGGACCUAGAUCCAUACAACUACCGCACCAUCAUCCCACGCCUCGCACUUUUUCUCGUCUCUAAACGAAUGCAUGAAGAAGCGCAUCGAGUCUUCUACUCCCAACCCAUGCUACUCUUCCCAUACUCUGAUCGCUUCUUCAACACAAAGAAACCUCUUCUCUCCCGCUUGCCACCACACUACCGCGCAGAGAUCACGACCUUCGAAAUCAGACUUGGAAAAGGCUGGAGCGCACCGCCACGGUGCCAGAAGGUUACGGAGACGCUUGGCCUGGCAGACUGCACAAGCUUACGGACACUGAAGAUCUUCGUGGAAUUGGAUCCAAGUGAGAGCUUCUUCAAUGGCUUUCGAGGCAAGAAUGCUACGGAGGACACGUAUAAGUGGUUCUGCAUGGACUUGUUGCGGGGUCUCAUUGAUGAGCUGCCUAGUCUGGAGACGGUGGAGAUUGAUGCGUACAUUAAGCGUGGCUCGCCGUUGAUCGUGGGGUUGAGGAGGGUGGUUGACGAGGCGCAAUUGCGGUUUGUAUGGGGACCGUUAAGAAGGCAGGAGCGGGAGGUAGAGGAGGUUAGUGAUAUGGGAGCACUGGAGAAGGCUGUGGCGGGGUUGAAGCUGGAUGAUUUGCCACGUAUGGUGGAGGCCAGUGCUUAGUGGGUAUGAAUGUGGCAGGAUGGGACGCUGAGCCAUAGAGACUGCAGGACACCAUGCCAUUCAACCGCCAAUCUUAGGCACAUCCGUUGAGCAACAUUCUUCUGCUGUGCAUCGUCCCGGGGAGACUGCCGUCGAUAUAGCACAACCCUUGAUCAUGCCACUUCGUCGCUCGAAAGGACCACGAUAGCACUCAGCGCCAGAUUCGCUCUGUGUGCGGAUCUUAGUAGGUUCGCCGCCUUGCGUAACCGUGCCUAGUGGUGGAAGCUUAGGGUAAGGACAUGGUUGUAGGCUCGGGCCUUUGCUUGUUCAAGUAUACAGUCUCAGCCAGUGUUAGACUGGUUCACGACGAGAAGAGAAGAUGCUGCAGAGGCCAUAUUGUGUCAGGCCUUAUUGACUUCAUGAUCCUACGGCAGCUGGAUGGAAGUGAAGGUAGACAGCAGUCACGAUACAUAUGCUGCAGCGCUAGAUCAGUAGAGCUUUUCUG